AUGGCUACAGACACCAAGCAGUCUACAUGUGGCGUGGCAAUAUAUCAAAUUGUUCCUGGAACACCGCAUUAUUUGGGUUUGGUGAAUCACAUCCCCGAAACCUCUGGGCAAAUAGUGUAAGUCUAGCGUGAAACUAAAUUAUACAACAAUACUUUUAUAUUAAUACUUAUAUCAAGAGUAUUGUUUUAAUAUAAUUAUUGCCUGUGAAUACCGCGUGCAACGCCCCGCUGUUUAUAAUUUAAAUUUUAAUACUUGUCUUUAUCUUCGCAGGCAGAAGUAUCAGUAUUAUUGUGGCGGGAAAAGAACUUUAACAAAACGAGAAUUUGCCGUUGAUAUUCCUCUAUUUCUCCCAAUAUCAUUGGAAUUUCUUUGCCACGAAGGGGAUUGUCACAGAUGCCACACAGAUACCAGUUUCUGUGAUAGUGACAGGAGAAAGGUAUAUACAUAUCUGAUAAAUACCAAAAAAUGCAUGAUUUUCCUCGCCGAGUGCUGGGGUUUCGGUGGCGUAGUGGAAAGCGCGCUUGCAUGUCUAGAAAUCAAAACCCACUCGAUUUGAUCCCCUAAUCUCUUGACUAUUUUCUGAGUUUAAAAAGCUUAAUGAGAACAUAUUUCUCACAAACGCACAUAUAUUGUAUAUAUAGUACAUAUAUAGUACAUGCCUCGUGAAGGUAGCGCAGCAUUGAGGUAUUUCUAUAUAUACUGAUAUAAAUCAAAGUAUAAUAUUCCAAUCUAUCAAGCUUUUAUAAUUUGACGGGCAUGACAUUUUUUAAUGGUCAACACUAUUGUGGAGCAGUCAAGAGAUCUGAUGAGGCCUGAUAUCAGUAUGAUGGCCUGUGGGAACGAAAUUGUCCUGGCACUGGCCUUCAAAAAAGAGCACUGUCAACCCCUGCUGGAUAUAUCCCUUCUAGCUGCUUCUACGUCCAUCCCAAAUUCGUAUAAUCUGGUAAAAUCCCAGGAGCCCAAUUUAUGGCCUAUUAAAUGCGUUUUAUAUACGACGACGUUCAUAUAGAUCAAAUUUAUUAUAUAAUAUGUACACCAUUUUUGCAAUGCUCGUUAAUUUGUGAUUUAUCGUGAAUUUGCAUAGCCUCUGUAGGCAAAGUCGUCAAAAUUAAAUAAAACCCAUUGAGAGCCAUAAGUUGGGUCCUUUGUGGUAAAACAUUUCAUUGUAUAUAGCUAUAUUACCAUGUUCAAACAGUGCCUUUCAUGCGCUCAGUUUAAAAUAUGAAGGUGCAAAAUUGCCAAAACUUUAAAUGCUAAAUUGUAACUGGAAAUGCUAAAUUGGCAUUUCCAGAUUUUCGUUUUCUAAUAUUUUAUAACAAAAAUAAAAAUAUUUGACAGAUCCUGCUAUGCUUUCAUCUCAAUUUGCUGAAAGUCUAAGAACUGUCAAAUAUUACAUUGGUCAUUGUACAGUUUUAAAGUAUGCAUAUUAAAAUAUGUAUAUUUAAUACAUAUAAUGAUUAUAUUGAUUUUGAAAGUUGAGAGAGAAAAAAUAUCGUGCAAGGACACAGAGGCAAUAAAAAAAUAUCCUGCUUGUCUGAAGGACGGAAAAAAAUCGAGCAGUGUGGAAAAUGCACAAACCCCCAUCAAAAAUCUAAUGGUCCGGCCCUAAAGAUGGACAAAAUGUUAAAUACUUAGCCUUUGCUUUUUUGCUAAUUUUAGCAAAUUUAUUUUAUUAGGAACAAAAUGAGCAACUAUAAAGAGAAGAGGCGAACAAAGACCGAGGUUGUGGUGUGAGAAUUCCUAAUUCUUUUUAUCUUUUCCCUGUAUCAGAAUCUGAAAAAGUGGAUGAAAUUUCAACUCUAAAUGAAAGUAAGGCCACUGGACCUUUUAGUAUUCCCACCAAAAUUUUAAAGCUUCUAAAAUUUUUAAUCUCUAAACCACUGGAGAGUUAUUUAAUUUUUCAUUUUCUUCAGGUACGGUACCAAGCCAAUUUAAACUAGGCAGAGUACUUCCUGUCUUCAAAAAGGGAACUCAAACUUUGUGUGAAAAUUAUCGACCAAUUUCUUUACUAAGUAUUUUUAAUCGUAUUUUAGAAAGGUUAAUGUACAAAAGACUAAUUAGUUACUUUGAGAAGUUUAAUAUUCUUUACAGCAAACAGUUCGGAUUUCGAGAAAACACUCUAGAGAACAUGCUAUUUUUUCCAUUAUAGAUAAAAUCGAACAUGCUGUCGAGGAUAGAAAAUUCUCAUGUGGCAUUUUCCUAGAUCUAAGCAAAGCAUUUGAUACUGUAAACCAUUCAAUCCUGCUACAAAAACUUGAGCAUUAUGACAUACGAGGAGUCGCAUAUGACUGGUUCGUUUCUUAUUUAACUGAACGUAAACAAUUUGUUUCAAUUGGUCAGAAAUGUUCAAGCCAUCUUAUUAAUCCAUGUGGAGUUCCUCAAGGUUCAGUUCUGGGUCCCUUGUUGUUUCUAUUGUACGUUAAUGAUAUUAGUCAAAGCUCUAAAAUUUUUUAUAUUCAUCUAUUUGCUGAUGACUCUAACCUUUUCUAUGCUAGUAAGAGUUUAUUGGAACUUGAAUCUUUAAUUAAUGCCGAACUCAAGCUAGUGGACAGCUGGCUAUGUUCUAAUAAACUCUCCAUAAAUAUAAGUAAAUCCAGUUUUGUGAUAUUUCAUCCUAACCAAAAAAGCCGCCAUUUUCGGUACAACUCACAAUCUGCGACCAAUCUAUUAAGGAAAUGAAAUUUAUCCAAUAUCUUGGAGUUAUCAUAGAUAGCAAUCUCAAAUGCAAAGAACAUGUUAAUUAUUUAACGAAAAAUAUUUCAAAAAUGUUGGACUGCUUUCUAAAGUAAGAUAUUUUGUUGAUCAAGCAAGUCUUGUUAGCCUAUAUUAUGCUCUAGUUUAUCCAUACUUUACCUAUUCUUUAAUUGCAUGGGGGCAUACUUACAAAACAAUUAUAGAUCCUUUAAUUGUACUACAAAAACGUGCCAUACGAAUCAUCACAUUCUCAUCCUACUGUGACCAUAGUAGUCCUCUCUUUAAAUGUUUAAAUCUCAUCAAAUUACAAGAUCUAGUCAAUAUUUGCACUGCUGUUCUUAUGUUUAAGUUUCACAACUCUCUCCCGCCUUCUACAUUUAACCUCUUUUUUGUGCCUGUUGACCAAUUACAUAAUUAUAGUACAUGGUUAUCAUCUAACCAAUCUUAUUCUCUUCCUAAACCAAGAACAAAUUAUAGUAUGUUUAAUAUUAGAUUUCAAGGGCUUAAAAUAUGGAAUUCUAUUGAUAGUAAAAUCAAGACCUCAUCUCUGGCUUUUCUAAAAAAAAAAAAUUUUCAUUUAUCGAAAGCUACUAAACGAUAGUAGCUUGUGCACACUUUAUUAUUAAUUAACUUAAAAAUUGUUUCUCUAUUUGUGUAUUUGUGUUUUCGUGUUUUUUUGUUUUUUGUUGAGUUAGUAUUCUGUACACUAUUCCGACUGACCGAAAAAACUUAUUUACUAGUCCAAGGACUUUUAUUGUCUCUGAGUAUUUGGUUGCCUAGCUUGGUAUGCCCGUAUGGUUUUUCUAGGUUUUUACCAAUACCAACCUAGUCAAUCUAAAAAAAACCCAACAUAUGUAUGUGUGUGUAUGUGUAUGUAUAUAUGCGUAUAUGCAUAUAAUGUAUGCAUAUAUAUAUAUGCAUAUUGUAAAUAAUUUUUAUGGUUGGAAUAAAAAUUGUUGUUGUUGUUGUUGACUGUCAGUAAAGGGGAGACGCAUUUUCAAUCAGUUGGUAGACAUCGAAGGUGUAGAAUGGGAUUGGUCGACGCGAAAUAAAAAGUAGUAUGCAGCACAUGCUACCAUGAAGAUACAUUUCAACGGCAACACGGGAAAACGAAAUCUCAUAUAGGCAGGUGAAACAAUCUGAAAUCAAUAUCGUUUCAAAACAUAGUGUUGGUUGAUACAAGCGUUAAAAGGCUGCUUUCCAGAGAAGCGUUUUUCAUACGUGCGUGUACAGCAAAUUCGAUUAAUGAAUUUAUGUUGGCAGACAACUUUCUGCAUGCAACGUUAAAAAGUUCAAAAAUCCAAUAAAUUCUGGAGAGUUUGCUUUAGAAUUGGAUUAGACGUGCGAAAAAACUACGAAGUAGGUGAAACUAUGGGAAUUCGUAAAUUAUAAAUCGUUUUUGGGCGCCAUACCAAAACGGCUGGUGGGACGUAGCAAUCGUGACUAUGCCGUAUCGUAAGUAUGAGUUACAUAUUAAUGCGCUGGAAAGUAUUGUUCAAAAUCCCGCUUACUAUAUUUGGAAAUAUAAUAUGGAUUAUAGUUAAAAAUAGUUAAAAUGCAAUUUUCAUACUAAUUGCAUUCUUCUUACCGUGGAUACAGUAUCGAAAUAAUAUGGAUAUACUAUGGAUUUAGUGAUGCAAUUACAAAUUCUAUAAUAUGUAUUUCCAUAAUAUUUUAUCCAGUGUUGUAUUCAAAUCUAUUUAUCCAACUUGCGCUUCGCGUUGCAGAGGCCAAGACUUUAAAUCCGUUCAAAAAUAACAUAUGAAAUAACUAAAUGAAUAAAAGGACAGAAUUUAGUUUUGCCUCAGAAAUAAUUUGCGUUUGAGAAAUUCGUAGCAGUGUAUAAUUUGGAAAGGUUUGAAGAAGCUGUCAUGUUUCUGCUUUAUUAAUUUCUUUUGAAAUCAAUUGUUUUUAUGGUAUGUGAACACGAAUAUACGAAUAUCCCCCCCCCAAUUAUCGUUCUGGCUACGCCACUAGCGCGUGUUUUGUUUACGAUCUGUGUACAUUUUUUGUUUGAAACAAUAGAUAAUUUAAUUAAAAUUCCGAUCUGUGGACUCACUUGUUUGAAACAAAAAAUGUAAACAAAACACGCGCAUGAGCAAACGGACUUGACAGCCUCAUUUAUACUUUUCUAUGUGUACACUCGAUAUAGUUUUUUAAAAAUGUAAAAUUCACAAUUUAGAUCAGUAAUUUUGGACAAUUAUUAAUUGUUGAAAAACAAAAAGUACCUUAUUGAUGUACAACGACAUAUAAACCAGGGCCGUCGCUAUACGGUGUAUGUGUGGGGUGUGACACCCCACUGACAACAUCUUGUCGGCAAAAUAACGGAUUUAUCGGCAAAUUGUUUUCGUAGUUAUCAAAAAUAUUCGAGUGGCUCUAUAACAAACAUACUUGCAAACGUACUCACCGAACUUGCAAGUACGUUUGGUUUUUAUCCCAUACACCGAAUCAUACACACAAUUGUAGCUGCUCGCGAUAUAUUCGUCGAUGUUUUGUCAACAUUUUUCCGGCCAAAAAAAUCACUGGGCAAGAAAAUAAUUCUUUAUCUACAUCUAGAUUACCUUCAUUGCAUUUUUUCUUUGGUUUUUCUUCAGUCUCAGUAUGUUAGUCACCGAAAAACUUUCUCUAAAGUUUUGGUUUAUCGGCUAAAUCUUGUCCGCCAUAUUUGUUAUUGUUAUUGCAACGUGAGUAGUUUCGCGGGUGAGUUCGGCGAAAAGCAAGUGAGUUCGGGCAAAAGCAGGUGAGCUUGACGACAAGCUCACCUGCUCUAGACCAAUCAGAAAGCCGCUUUUAACACAGGUAUGGGAUAAGGAUUGGAAAGUUAUAGUAAGUUGUAGCAAAAAUUUUGAUAAAUUGAUGGAAAUAUUAGCGAAAAAUUUAACAAAUUGCGGUACAUUAUUUAGAAAGGUAGUAAAAAAUGGUAUGUGCGCAAAUUUUUACCCCACCCCCUCCCCGCAAUAAUCACAUUUAAAUGAUUUGAAACAGUUUGGAUCUGUAGCAUUUUUUUAAAUUGUCAAAAUAAUCGAGUAUACUUAAAAGAAAUCAUUUUAUACAAUAGAGCAAUUAAUUUUGGGAGUCGCCCAUGUCGUUUACGUGUCAAAUACACCUUGGUAUCAGUGAUCAUAGUCUUGUUUAUCUGUUUCGAAAGCUCAGCAUUCCUAAGGCGCCACCAAAAACUGUCUUUACUAGACAUUAUAAAAAUUAUAAUGUUAACCAGUUUAACAACGAUCUAAGUGAGGUUUUUAGUUUGCCCUUGGAUUCAGCUAUUUUAACUGACCCAAAUGCCUUAUGGAACGAUUUUAAAAAUAAGUUUUUGAGCGUCGCAGAUAAACAUGCACCAAUCAGACAACGUCGUGUCAAGAGUGAAUAUAAACCGUGGCUGACAAAUGAAAUUAAGCAAAUGAGCUAUCGUAGGGAUUACCGUAAAAAGCAAUCGAUCAAAUUAAGAUCUGCGUAUUAUGAUAAGGCUUACAAGAGAUGUAAAAACAAGUUAAAUAAUCUCAUAAAAGAAACUAAACAAGAAUACUUUAGAGAUAAACUAAGCAAUGCUAAAAAUAGCAAAGAAAGUUGGCGAACUAUUAACGAAUUAUUAAACAAAAAGCCUAAAACUUUAGAGGUUAAAGAACUAGAUAUAAAUGGCCAACUUAUUACUGACGAUGAUAAAAUUGCAGAUGCCUUCAAUCAAUAUUUUUCCACAAUUGGCAGUACGUUGUCUGACAAGAUCACAGGUAACUGCACUGAUCCAAUGAACUUUGUGACUCCUCUUGAUGGUAGUAUAUUCAACUUUACAAGCAUUACACUCCAAGAAACAAUAGAUGCACUCAAUGAAAUUAAAACUAAGAAAUCUCCAGGGCUUGAUGGUAUUAGUAUAAGGUUACUAAAAGAUGCAUCUAACAUUGUGCCAGGACCACUAGUGAACAUAUUCAAUGUAUCCCUUCAAAGAGCAGUUUUCCCUAAUGAUUGGAAAUUAGCAAAGGUGACCCCCAUAUUUAAAGAAGGAAAUAAGGCAGACUGUUAAAAUUAUAGGCCAAUAUCUGUUAUUUCAGCUGUCGAAAAACUGGUAUACCUGCAGCUAAGUUCAUUCUUGAGGUUGAAUGGCAUUCUUGUGGAACAGCAGUCUGGCUUCCGUCAUCAACAUUCUACUGA
Paramuricea clavata is the source of this 6840-nucleotide messenger RNA. NCBI's taxonomy places the organism in Eukaryota, Metazoa, Cnidaria, Anthozoa, Malacalcyonacea, Plexauridae. The record is from the annotation of a GenBank genome assembly.